AGUUCUGCAGAGGACCAAGGCUCUUCCAGAAACCACGAAAUGGUGAGCUGUGAAUGUUUGUUAAAGGAAGGGUUUGUUUAAGUCCAGCCCCAGUUAUAAAUUUACAGGAUCUUAACUUUGUGCCAUGUAAACAGCAGCAGCUACAAGAUGGCUAAGAAAUCACUUGCCAGACAGCUCUAUCAAAUCUAACAGAGGAGUAAGAGAGCUGAAUUUUAUGAGGAGGUACAGAAAAUGUCAUGUGAAGAAAUGAAGGGUUUCCGAAUCCUGCUGUCUGGGUUGCCUCAGAAAGUGAAGAUGAAUGCUUUGGUGGAAGAAGAGGGUGGCUGCACACUCUGAAUUUUCUGGCAUGGAUCUGUAUGAGGAUUACAAAUCACCUUUUGAUUUCAAUGCUGGAGUGAACAGAAAUUAUCUUUACCUGUCGCCUAGCAUAAACCUUUCUCCACCUGGAUCUCCUACACUGGCAAAGUCUGGGCUGCUGAGAAGUGACUCUAUACCUGAGGUUGGAGAGGAUGCUGCUGCUUCAGUUGGUAUGGCAGAAACACUCUCAGAAGAAGAACAGGAUGAGCUAAGAAAAGAGCUUGCUAAGGUAGAAGAGGAAAUCCAGACACUCUCACAGGUGCUAGCUGCCAAAGAGAAGCAUCUGGCAGAAAUAAAGAGAAAGCUGGGAAUUAACUCAUUACAGGAACUAAAGCAGAACAUCACCAAAGGCUGGCAAGAUGUUACAUCAACCACAGCAUACAAGAGGACAUCAGAAACCCUGUCUCAGGCUGGCCAGAAGGCUUCUGCUGCGUUUUCAUCUGUUGGUUCAGUCAUAACCAAGAAGUUUGAGGAUGUCAGAAAUUCUCCUACUUUCAAAUCCUUUGAGGAAAAAGUUGAAAGCUUAAAGUCUAAAGUUGGGGGAAGCAAACCUGCUGGAGGAGACUUUGGAGAAGUUCUCAACUCUGCUGCCAAUGCCAGUGCCACAGAAACUAUUGCAGAACAGACACAGGAGGAGACCCACUGAGAUUCGUGCCUCUGUCCUGCUGUACCCACUGCCAGAUGCUGCAAGCAAGAACUAAGCACACUUGUAACAUUCUUUGCGCUCUCUCCACCAGAUGUGCUUUUAUUUAGCACGUAGCUGUUUUACCAGGUUAACUGAUACCAGGCUUGUUUGUGGGUUCAAAAUAUUUUUGAAACUAAAAUACAUUGUUUGGGGUUUUAUGUGGGAAGGGGAAUUUUUAUGCCUUUCAAGCAUUUGAAGGACUUAUCUGUAAUUUGAAGGCAACCUUUAAAAUAUAGCAAUGAAGAAAACUCUUUUGAGAAGUUAAUUAUACUGUACAUAUACUGUGGAUACAUAAUUUCUUUUGAAUCUAUAACUACUGCUCAACUUAAUGGUUGUGAAUAUACUGCUGCUGCCAAACUGAAGCUUGCUACUUCGCUCCCUUGUGAUCAUUUCAGCUUAAGUGUUGCCUGCAUGGGACACUGGAGUAGGAGGAUCAGUCCCAGCUCAAGAAAGGACUUCUGUUUCAGCAGGUUGUAAAGUUACUCAUAGCAGCAUUACAUAUGGUUAAGAAGUAUAUCGCUUUAUUACCAUGUUCCUUGUUCAACAGAUGUGGAUAGGCAAUACAUAACAUCUAAAAGUUACUGCUUUGUCUGUGGAUUAUCCACCUAGGAAACUUGUGACCCAUCACAAAUGGAAGCAAGAUGCCUAGUACUGCUGGUUGGGUUCAGUUACAGUAACAUUUUGCAGUUUGUUUUUCUGCACAUGAUGUUAAUGGCUAAGAUACACUCUUCUGAACUUCUAGUCAGUCGUGAAAUAGGUUUGUCUUAGUUCACACACAUUUACACUAACAAAGCAUGGACUAUAACAAGCUGGAGGAUGAAAUUGGUUCUUCUUUAGGCAGCAAGAGAAUUGCUCUCAAAUGCUAAUGUUGUUUCCCUUAUAGGCUGACCAUCAAAAACAUCUGCUAUACCACCUUACCUUUUUUUUCUAAGUGUUCCAAGGCCUGUAUCACUCGCAUACCUAUUCCUGUCUAAGACCCCAGAAAUCUGUUUUGAGAGGUGCACAGUGUCAUAGCUCUCGUACAAGAUCUGUUUUCCUACAUCUUGCUUUAUCUGAUGUAUGCUUCAAAUUUCUUGUAUUUUGUAUGCUUAUGGCACAUGGUGUCAGUGUGGUUAGAGCUUUUGGCAAGUAUUUUAUCACCGUGCUUAGAACUGGAAACAAGUUUUGAAUCAUCAGUGUGAAUUCCUGAAACUUCAACUGCCACAGAUGUCUGGAUGGAAAAAAAGUUGGCUCCUGACAACCUUGUUCGCAUGUCAGAUGUAGUAUAUAUGCUUAAUUACAUGUGAGAAACUUAAUAAAAACCU
Molecule: messenger RNA, 2346 nt
Organism: Calypte anna (Anna's hummingbird)
Lineage: Eukaryota; Metazoa; Chordata; Aves; Apodiformes; Trochilidae
Gene: TPD52
Product: tumor protein D52
Exons: 6
Coding region: 299-1003 (234 amino acids)
Biological process (GO): B cell differentiation
Cellular component (GO): cytoplasm
Source: RefSeq, a predicted model, not a curated record